CUUCUUAUUCUUCGUUCUCUGAGCCUUUCCUGAUGAAACAUGUCCUAAUCGAUGUAGACGAGAGCUUAUCUUUAGCGAUGGCGAACCGGGUACGAAGGCGGAAUCGGGGGAUCAGCUCCAGUGGAGAUGUCAUGGCACAGGAGCCGGACAUGGGAUUCUCAGAUUCUGGUCCUCACUUUCCAAUGCUUUAUCGACAUACUGAUGAUGAAGAUGAUGAACGCUUAUUGCGUAAAGAUGUUUCGUUGGACUCGAGUGGAAGCUGGUUCUCGCGGACGCGGGAGUCGCUCAGAGGGGAUAUCUCUUCCAUUUGCCUUCUUCUCUUCCUCUACCUGCUGCAAGGAGUUCCUCUAGGACUUAUUGGAGCGAUCCCUCUUUUGUUACAAGGGAGACAUGUGUCAUAUGGGCAACAAGCAAUAUUCUCUUUUGCUUAUUGGCCAUUUAGUAUGAAACUUCUAUGGGCGCCUAUAGUUGAUUCCGUAUAUUGGAAGCGAAUCGGUCGACGGAAAUCAUGGAUGGUGCCUUGCCAGUACCUCAUCGGAGUAUUCAUGCUCGUGUUGUCGUUCAAAGUCUCCUAUGUAAUGGGGGAUGGAACAGAAGAGACAGUUGCAGACCAGGGUCCAAAUGUUUUAUUUCUAAUGUUGAUAUUCCUUCCUUUGAAUUUCCUCGCAGCUACCCAGGAUAUUGCUGUGGAUGGUUGGGCGUUGACCAUAUUGUCAAGGAAAAAUGUGGGUUAUGCUUCCACAUGUAAUGCUGUUGGUCAAACGGCCGGAUACUUUCUUGGGAAUGUGGUCUUUCUUUCAUUGGAGUCAGCGGAUUUUGCAAACACUUUCAUCCGUUCAGCAGACAAUCAAAAACCCUACGGCAUUAUUGAUCUAGCAGGUUUUGUUUUCUUUUGGGGUUGGAUAUUCAUCAUAUCAACUACACUGGUUCUGAUUUUCAAAAAAGAAGUUGAUAAUUCUCUGCAAACCGCCACGGGAAAUGCUGAUGAUGACGAGAAAGAAAUUGAUCUGGGAAUCGCAGAGACGUACACCGUUUUGUGGAAGAUCUUGAGGUUGAAGCCAAUGCUUUGGAUGCUCGUUAUUCUGCUCACAGGAAAGGUUGCUUUUGCCGCCACUGAUGGUAUCACUGGAUUGAAACUGAUUGGCAUGGGCAUGCCGAAGGACAGGCUAGCUAGCUUCGGGUUGUUCUUGACCCCACUACAGAUCUUGCUUCCUUGGAUGAUCGGAAAAUGGACUGCUGGACCUAGACCGCUCAACAUAUUUUUGAUGGCAUAUCCAUAUAGGUUGUUUGUUGGAGGCAUAUUUGCUGCUCUUGUGUACUUUACGCCUUCAUUCAAGCUCGAUACGGGUAAAUUUAGCAAUAGUGUCUACGUAGUAUGGAUCAUUGGUUAUGUUUUCCAUCAGAUAGCCACAUACUGCAUGUUUGUGUCGAUGAUGGCAUUCAAUGCACAAGUCUCUGAUCCGCGCAUUGGUGGCACAUACAUGACACUGUUGAAUACGCUCAAUAAUCUUGGUGGAAAUUGGCCCGUGACGUUGGUAUUAUCUGUAACGGAUUGGUUUACUUGGAAGGAAUGCGUCGCUAAAGGCACCAAACAUGUUUUGUAUACGUGCAACACGAAGCCACUGGCCGAGCAAUGUGCUGCUGGAGGUGAUGUCUGUGAAAUGAUUGAUUUGGUAUAAACUGUUAUUCAAUAAAAUCAAGUAUCUACAAAAGAUUCCUCGGAAGGAAUGGAGCGUAAUCAAACGAUAACAUGUCCAUUAGUCAUAGAGUCUGUGAAAGGGCAGAAAGCGGAUUAUGUUUCUACUAUUCGAAAACCUCUACAAGAAAAUCCUCAUUUUCUUGCGCUGCAUUUACCAACUUAAUAAUAAUUCAAAGAUCCCAGUCCAAACGAUGAAAACGGGCCGAUAGUGGCCAAAAAUCUCGAUUCGUCCUCAUUUCUUUUUUCUUCAUCUCGGUAUACUCUUCGCAAGUAUGUGCUCCUGACGGAGCUGGUUUUUGCUUUUGACCCUCCCGCUGUGUGUACCCGCUUCCUCAAGUCAUUCCUCUCAUUUGUAAUAUAGGUGUGAUUUUGUGCAGUCAGUUCUUCUUUUCCUUCUUUUUUCCGUUUCCCUAAUCUAUCGCUCAUAUCCUUUAUUUGUGAUCACAUUUUGUGCACUGACACGUGUGGGUCUGUGAUAGAUCUAUUUAUACUCCUCUUGAGGAUAACUGAUGUUUGUUUCUUCUGGAUCGAAUAAUAGUUCAUUGAUAUAAACAUUGAGAUCA
Cylicocyclus nassatus is the source of this 2262-nucleotide messenger RNA. NCBI's taxonomy places the organism in Eukaryota, Metazoa, Nematoda, Chromadorea, Rhabditida, Strongylidae. The record is from the annotation of a GenBank genome assembly.